UGGGAGUUUGGACUGCUCCUGGUUUUAAGUGACGUGGUGUUACAGUCAAGAAUCCUCCUAUGAAGAAUAUGAGAAAAAUGGAGUUGUUGAGUUAUUGUUGCUGCUAUCUUAGAAAAAUAGCUUAACGACGUUGCUGCUCUGUCCAAUUAAACCCUUGAUCUCUCAUGGGCAGUUGAAAUCAGCAACUCUUUCUUUGAUACUCUCUAGAAAACGGACCUACUAGACCUUUACGUGGCCAAUCAGUAAUUUACAAGUGUCAACAACCCCAUUUCUUUAAAGACUGCUUCCACUUAAAACUUAAACUAACCUUAAUUAUUUGAUAUAUACAAAACAGAAAACGGAGAAAUACUAGAGAUUGUUUUUGUUGUUAUAAACAUUUGGUUUUCUUCUUCUUCAUUUAUUUCUUUUUUUUUCUGUUAUGCAAACAAAAGAAGAGUGCGAAUCAAAUUCUUGUAAAACCCAAUUCUCUAAUAUGUUUAAUGAGUUCAAUCAGAGGUUUCGGCGACUUUGCUCCAGACUCCGGUGGAGACGACGUUCGAAGUCGAAGAUUAUGAUCAAGAAGUUUGGAAAAUCGAACUCCAAAGGGCAUUUUAAGGAAGAAUUUGAUGGUGGUGGUGGUGGUGGUGCUCAGAGUUUCGGACAUCAUCAAAAUGGUCUAGUGGGUAUUUCUAAACGUGAGAACUCUAUACGGAUUGCAACUUUUAAUGCUGCUAUGUUUUCGAUGGCUCCUGCAGUACCAGAUUUUGACAAUUCAAUUGUGUUUGAUUAUGGAGAAGAAGAUUUUGCCAAGAUAAAUCAUUCUGGGGAGUUUGAUAUGCGAAUGAAAUCCAUAAAUGAUCGUCCAAGAAGUAUACUAAAGCAGUCACCUUUACAUCCCAGUUCCAUGAAUGGUACUAGUGAUCAACCCCUUAGUAGGCAACAAAGCAGGUAUGCGAAGUCGAAGUUAAGGGUUUCGAUAAAUUUACCGGAGAAUGAGAUUUCAUUAGAAAGAAGUAAACAAUUACGAGACGAAAAAAAAGGUUUGAAUUCAAAUUCUAAAGGAAAAGCUCCUUUGAGAUCAAGUAGAAGUCUUCCAAAUGGUAAUAGUAUUGGUAGAAGUUGUUUCGAGAGUUUUAGAAGUAAUAGAACUAUUAUGCAAGUUUUAAAAGAAGUUGAUGCGGAUAUUUUAGCUUUACAAGACGUGAAAGCAGAAGAAGAGAAAGGUAUGACACCUCUUUCUGAUUUAGCAACAGCUUUAGGAAUGAAAUAUGUGUUUGCUGAAAGUUGGGCACCUGAAUAUGGAAAUGCUGUACUGUCAAAAUGGCCAAUUAAGAAAUGGCAAGUUCAGAAAAUCUUUGAUGACUCCGAUUUCAGGAAUGUGUUGAAGGUCACAGUGGACGUCCCCAACACGGGUGAAAUCAAUUUCCACUGUACACAUCUGGAUCAUUUAGAUGAGAACUGGAGGAUGAAGCAGAUAAAUGCGAUAAUGCGGUCCAGUGAUGGACCACAUAUCUUAGCUGGAGGCUUAAACUCUCUCGACCAAACAGACUACUCUGCCGAGAGAUGGACUGACAUUGUAAAGUAUUACGAGGAGAUAGGAAAACCGACCCCAAAAGUCGAGGUGAUGAAGUUUUUGAAGGGAAGGCGAUAUAUAGACGCAAAAGACUAUGCGGGCGAAUGUGAAUCAGUUGUCAUGAUUGCCAAAGGCCAAGAUGUGCAAGGAACAUGCAAGUAUGGAACAAGAGUUGAUUACAUAUUAACAUCACAGGACUCGCCAUACAAGUUUGUACCAGGAUCAUAUUCAGUCUUCUCAUCCAAAGGAACUUCAGAUCAUCACAUUGUGAAAGUUGAUAUGAUGAAAGUAGAUAACAUUGAACAAGAGAAUGCAAACAAUCCACCAAGACGAAGAACGAAAAAGAAAAAGAAGAAAGUAGUGAAGAUCACAAAUACUUCUACUGGUAUAUGGAGACUAAAGUCGUGAAUGGAAGCGCAUAUGACACAUCUUAUUCAUCGUUUUGAUCGAAGGUGCUGCUUCCUUUCUGCCAUUUCACGCAAGUAUCUGAUGAAAUUCUGGAACCUAUUUUUAUACCUGGCGACAUAACCACGAGGGAUAAUUGGAAAAAUGUCCCAUAUUUCGAUGCCCCGAUGGGAAACUGCCCCAUAGAAAAAAAGUUAUGAGAAAUUGCCCCACCGUUGCUAUUUCUGUCCAAACUGUGUUAACUGGUCAAUGACGCCACAUGCGUGAGUUUCAUGUGUCGGAAAAAGACAUAUACACCCUAAAUAUUUCUUUCUCCUACGUAUCUCUGCCCAUCUUCUCCAUUUACAUUAGAACAAAACAAAAAAAAUACAGAGAGACGCAAAUCGAGUUUUAGUGAGGAAAUUUCAGUUUCAAUUUGGUUUUGAAACUUGAAAUCAGAAAUUAGGGUUAAUUGAUUUUUGGAAAAUAUUUGAUUUUUAAGGUUCAUAGAAUUUAGGGUUUUUACUUUGUAAUCAUGUAAUUGAAGUUAUUAAAUCUUUGUGGUGGAUGUAAUAACCCUAAUUAGUGCAUUUGAAGGUUUGGUUUUCGGGA
This is a messenger RNA of Papaver somniferum (opium poppy), 2548 nucleotides long. RefSeq lists its product as uncharacterized. The coding region runs from base 419 to 1960 and encodes 513 amino acids. The transcript has 4 exons. Gene Ontology annotation, biological process: GPI anchor biosynthetic process. NCBI's taxonomy places the organism in Eukaryota, Viridiplantae, Streptophyta, Magnoliopsida, Ranunculales, Papaveraceae. Gene Ontology annotation, molecular function: catalytic activity. The record is from RefSeq and is a predicted model, not a curated record. Gene Ontology annotation, cellular component: endoplasmic reticulum.